Pungitius pungitius (ninespine stickleback) is the source of this 1731-nucleotide messenger RNA. RefSeq names its product GTP binding protein overexpressed in skeletal muscle (gene gem). The transcript is spliced from 4 exons. The record is from RefSeq and is a predicted model, not a curated record. Gene Ontology annotation, molecular function: calcium channel regulator activity; GTP binding; GTPase activity. Gene Ontology annotation, cellular component: plasma membrane. The coding region runs from base 329 to 1252 and encodes 307 amino acids. Gene Ontology annotation, biological process: negative regulation of high voltage-gated calcium channel activity. Lineage: Eukaryota; Metazoa; Chordata; Actinopteri; Perciformes; Gasterosteidae.
CGCCUCCACCCUCCUCCUCUUCAUUUAAACCGCAGGGAAAGCCUAUCGGAGCAUCAGACCCACUCUGAUGGAGACACGUGAAGACGACACCAGCCGUCCGUGUCGCUCUGUCUUUUACCAGCCAAAAAAAACUUUUUCGUUGUGUUUUUGGAUGAUAGAGAUAUCUCCGUUUAAAGAAAAAGCUCAUUACGGACGCAUUCAUUUACAGUAACAUCAAUUUCUUUUUUUUAGAAUUUGGGAGUUAAAGAUUUUUUUUUUAAAACUUUUAAGGAAGACCUCGACUCGAUAUCCCCAGAAGAGAUCAACCGCGUCCUCGUGCCCCGGCGCCAUGCUGUCCAGCGUGCGCCGCCGCAGCCUCCGCCUGCAGAGCGAGCUCCACCGGUGGAGCCUCGGCGACCCGGGCAGCCAGCUGCUCCCGGACGGGCUCCUCGCCCGGGUCCCCGCUUGCAUGUCCCGCUCAAAGUCGUGCACCUGCUCCGCCGAGGAGUCGGACGGGAGCCGCAGGAGCUGGUCGUCCUCCGACUCGGUCCGCUCCACCGACUCCUGCGGGGAGCCGGGGGCACCCGGGGGCCCGUACCGGGUGGUGCUCCUGGGGGCCAGCGGGGUGGGGAAAACGGCGUUCAGCAGCAUCUUCGCCGGCGCGGUGGACAGCAUGGACAGCGAUGACUGCGAGCUGUGUGCCGAUGAAGUGUGUGAAAAGAAAAUUGAAGUGGAUGGAGAACCUGCAACUAUUACUCUGCUGGACACAUCGGAUGCAGAGACUGACCAGGGUUGUCGUGCUCGGGAGCACCACAUGCAGACGGGCGACGCCUACCUGCUGCUCUACUCCGUAACGGACCGGGCCUCCUUCCUGCGAGCCUCCGAGCUCCGGAUAACCCUGCGGCGCUUCCGUCCUGCGCAGCACACGCCGAUCAUCCUGGUGGGGAACAAAUGUGACCUGGCUCGACGCAGGGAGGUGUCAGUCAACGAGGGUCGCGCCUGCGCAGCCGUGUUUGACUGCAAGUUCAUCGAAACCUCGGCCGCCAUGCAGCACAACAUCUGGGAGGCCUUCCGCGGCAUGGUGCGACAGCUGCGGCUACGCCGAGACUCCAAGGAAGCCAACAGGCGCCGCAGGCACACGUACUGCAACGCGCGGCGCGAGAGCCUCCCUGUGAAGGCCAAGCGCUUCCUCGACAGGGUGAUGGCGAAGAACAAUCCCAGCGUGGCGUUCUGGCUGAAAUCAAAGUCCUGCCAUGAUCUUUCUGUGCUGUAGAAACAUAGGCAGAAACAGGCUUUUAAAUGUACGCCAAACCUUUUGAGCAUGUGAACACGUUGCCGCUUGGAGAUCAGGAUUGGUGGGCGCCUGCUUCUCUUCGGGGCUCCGAGCCGGGUGGCUCAUUCCUCGGUGUGUUGACACCGAGCCAGUGUGGUGUACAAGAGGGGGGUUUGCAACCUUCCUGCGCUGCCAUCCACAUGUUGAGGUCCAGACCAGACUCAGUGGACGCAGCUCAUCCUGUGUCAUGGAGCGCAAACACUGGGCCAAUGAAGCGACGUUUCCUGUUAGAGACUGGAGGUUAGAAACUGAGAGAAGGAUGUUAUUUUUUUGUGUUUUAAACGAUAAACGUCUUUCCUCUUUGAUAAUUUGCAUGAUGAACAUCUUUUUUUAUUUAUUAGCAAUGUGUGUUUAAAAAAGAGAUGUGUUGUAUUUUGUUAUUUGUAUGUUUUAAUUUUGCUCUUAUAAAUAAAGCGACA